UCGAGGAGGCUGCCCUGUGGGUGCUGCCUUCCCUCUCCACCAGAUCCAGACGCCCAGACCAACCCAUAGACGGCUGUAAGGCAGGACUCGGCCAUGGCCCGGCUUUCUGGGCUGUUGCUCUGUGGGGCCCUGCUGGGCUUCGCUUGCCUGGACCCCGGGGUAGCCGUGGAGGUGAAGGUGCCCGCCGAGCCCCUGAGCACCCCCGUGGGCAAGACCGCCGAGCUGACCUGCAGCUACAGCACGUCGGUGGGAGACAGCUUCGCCCUGGAGUGGAGCUUUGUGCCGCCGGGGAAGCCCCUCUCUGCGUCCCAUCCCAUCCUGUACUUCACCAAUGGCCAUCUGUAUCCAACUGGUUCUCAGGCAAAGAGGGCCAGCCUGCUUCAGAACCCCCCCACAGGAGGGGUAGCCACCCUGAAACUGACUGAUGUCCACCCCUCGGAUACUGGAACCUACCUCUGCCAAGUUAAUAACCCACCAGAUUUCUACACAAAUGGGUUGGGGCUAAUCAACCUUACUGUGCUGGUGCCUCCCAGUAGUCCCUUGUGCAGUAAGAGUGGUCAGACCUCUGUGGGGGGCUCUGCUGCACUGAAAUGCAGUUCUUCCCAGGGAGCCCCCAGGCCAGUGUACAACUGGGUACGCCUUGGAUCUUCCCCUACACCUUCUCUUGGCAGCAUGGUGCAAGAUGAGGUGUCUGGCCAACUCAUUCUCACCAAUCUGUCCCUGACCUAUUCGGGCACCUACCGCUGUGUGGCCACCAACCAGAUGGGCAGUGCAUCCUGUGAGCUGACCCUCUCUGUGACUGACCCCUCCAAAGGCCGAGUGGCUGGGGCUCUGAUUGGGGUGCUCCUGGGCGUGCUGUUGUUGUCAGUUGCUGCAUUCUGCCUGAUAAGGUUCCAGAAAGACAGGAGGAAGAGGCCCAAGGAGACAUAUGGGGGCAGUGACAUUCGGGAGGAUGCCAUUGCUCCUGGGAUUUCUGAGCAAACUUCUGUGAGACCAGAUUCUAGCAAAGGGCUCCUGCAGAGACCCCCCUCUUCCAGCAGUGUGACGACCACCAAGUCCAAGCUCCCUAUGGUUGUCUGAUUUCUCCCCCUGUCCUUGAAGGGGAAUAUCAAGAAUUAAAGCCUUUGGGUAUCAUAUGGUCUCCCUCUUCUUUCUGCCGGCAUAGCAAAUUCCUUCUCACCAGUAAGAGACGGAAUGGGCUGGGAGUCCUAGAGGUGAUGCUGUAGGUGGGAAGUUUGGCUCCAAGGGAGUAGG
Messenger RNA from Panthera uncia (snow leopard), 1254 nucleotides. It is a transcript of the gene VSIG2, whose product is annotated as V-set and immunoglobulin domain containing 2. Lineage: Eukaryota; Metazoa; Chordata; Mammalia; Carnivora; Felidae. The record is from RefSeq and is a predicted model, not a curated record.